GUCUAUACAACCCCCAAUAUUGAAACACUUCCCAUACCAGAGUGCACUGUUGGCAUCAUCGUUUUUCAAGCGGUCUGUUGCAACUUUAUCAGAGCUUGACUGAAGAGCUCCUUGCGGGAGUUGUUUUGUUUUCCGCCUUCUCCACCAAAGUUGUUAUCUUCUGCAAACGUGCGUGCAGGACGGGUGCAGCAGGUGUCGGAAACGUCCUGCCACCGCGAGGGGAGGUAUUGUUACGACUCGUGGCACUAUCACAACAUCCUCGGGCGAUAUCAUCAGGUAGCCAACGAUGUAGACUCUACUACUGCUUGUCGAAAUGAGUGGUCAGAAGAUGGUGAAAAUUCGAGGUUCCCGUAGUCGACAUGGGGUCGUUUGGCAUAAGAAGUCUCGUGCAGCGCGAGAACGAGAACUGGAUACUUGACGUCACAGUUUCCUGGGAACAACCUAAUGGAGUUGACCCCGAGGGCUACAUGGUACUUCUACAGGACCAGUAUGCUGACAUCACUGACGCGCAGACGGAUGAAGACUUCAUAGACGACUGGGACUUUGACUUUGACUUCGACUCGAUCGGGUCGUCCUCGGUCGGCGCAGGAGUUACGACGGCACGACAACGUCUGGAGGAUCGUGGAUUCGUCUUCGUCGAGAGUGAAUCCUACUCCGUCGGGGACUUAAAGUUUACGCGCGACUACGUGAUUGAGGUUGUGGUGUUGAACAACACAGACAGCGCGGGGCGAGGCGUUGUGCACAUAUUCACCACUCCAGACUGCUACUCGCGUACCCAAGACUUGGACUUCUGUCGUCAACAAGAUGUAGUGUUUGCCAGCCAGCCGGCCAACAUGUCCCUCCUCAAUGUCAGUGUGACGUGUGUUGAGGUUGUGGACGUCCAGGAUGACGACAAAUAUGACGAGAAUGGGGGAGGCAAGGUGAACAAAACCGUCGCCAUGGCAACCGCGUGGAUUUCCUGGGUCCGUCCCGUUCAGCAAGGUGGUGACAUCGUCCUUUACCUCAUCCGCCUGACGGAGCAUGACGGGAAGAAUGUGCACUAUGGUGUGUUUGACAAGACCGUGGCUGAGGAUUCGAACAGAAAUCCACUCGUUCCCAUCCUGUACGUCAUUGACCAAGUCAAGCUGAACCAGACCUACACCUUAAAGGUGACGCCGUGGGUGAACAAGACAGGUGACUUCAGUCCCUACGGAAUGGCGGGACAGCUCACCUUUCACACCAACAACCUCUCAGCAGAACGCUGUUUCCCCCAAACUGGGACCCAGGUUACCGCCAGCGCGGUCUCUGGCACACCUGCCACCACACCUGUCACCACACCUGGCGCCAUCUUCACGUUCUGUUGUCUCUUCAUCAUCCUCAGUCUGCCGCUGGUGGACCUCAAAGUCGCCUGUUUGCUUUAGAUAUUAUAUUUAUUUGUGCAAAUAUAUCUUUUCUCGUAAGGCCUAGGACAUAUAAUUUCCACGUUUCCAUCCUGAAUCAGUAGGGAGGGAUUCUCUUGAUUUUUCUAGAUCUUACCCUGGGAACCAGACUUUUAGCCAGGAAAUCUGUUCGGCAGCUAAGGCAGGUCUUCCCGAGAACCUUAGAUAAGCACACCGGGGAUUUGUCAUGCAGGGAGAGUUUGCCGGCAUAGUUUGUCGGAUCACUUCGAUAUAGGCCGACGUUAUUUAACAACUACAAUUUGAAAGUGAACUGCAUGAAAACGCUGAUAUUUUCAGCAUCAUACUUUAGUUGUACAGAUGUACAUCGUACAAUAUUCUGUUGUAAUGGAGAUGAGGGGAAGAUGUUGGAAAAUGAUUCUACAACUUUUUCAUCACUCAUAUUUUAGAUCGAAAAUCUUCUGUCCCUUGCCAGCUGUCGACUCAAUAAAAAAGGCAAGGGAUCGCAAGUUUUUGCUUGGCACGGCAAUUCCAAACAUUCAUUUUCUUAGGCCUAAGCAUCAAUAUGUUGUCUGUAACGUCUUGUGCGCUUGCAUAAAGAACUGAAGUCGUACUGAUCGCGUGUCUUUGUCAACCCAAGAAGACAUAGAUGAAGUACGACGCUCCAUGGUCAUGAAACUAAGUAGCUUAAACUAAGACCUGGUAUUUCCGAGGGAUUAAAAAUGAAUGUGAUAGCUGGUCAAUGUUAUUUGUGUUCGUACACUUCGAUGUAAAGAAUUGAACUUUUUUCGUGUCAAACCCAGUGGGUUGUUGUUAUUUGAAGACUAAUAUCCAUAUCAGGAUAUGUAUUGAUAGUUGCACAUCAUGUGUGGGUGAACCAGAAUGUGUAGUGUUGAAAACGCAUGCAGAUGUGCCGAAAUAAAACAUAGACUCAGCAGAAGGUAAAGAUA
This is a messenger RNA of Branchiostoma floridae (Florida lancelet), 2326 nucleotides long. RefSeq lists its product as uncharacterized. Lineage: Eukaryota; Metazoa; Chordata; Leptocardii; Amphioxiformes; Branchiostomatidae. Bases 360 to 1400 code for a protein of 346 amino acids. The transcript is spliced from 11 exons. The record is from RefSeq and is a predicted model, not a curated record. Gene Ontology annotation, molecular function: protein binding.